Messenger RNA from Gavialis gangeticus (Gharial), 1696 nucleotides. It is a transcript of the gene MTRF1L, whose product is annotated as mitochondrial translational release factor 1 like. NCBI's taxonomy places the organism in Eukaryota, Metazoa, Chordata, Crocodylia, Gavialidae. The transcript is spliced from 7 exons. Gene Ontology annotation, molecular function: translation release factor activity. Gene Ontology annotation, biological process: translational termination. The record is from RefSeq and is a predicted model, not a curated record. The coding region runs from base 198 to 1340 and encodes 380 amino acids.
UCCAGCGCUUCGGGGUUUCUCGGCCCCGCCCAUCACUCGCUUCAUGCCCAAUCAGAAUCGAGAAAGGUCCUGACGCAACCGAAGCAGUUCAGCUCUUUCCGGGGACAAGGUCAACAGAUCGCUCGGCUGCUUCGGCAGCCCGGGGGCGGGGCCCGAAGCGCCUCGGCCCUUUCCGGCGGCGCCUCCUGCGCUGGGCCAUGCGUCUGCUCCUGCGGGCGCUCCGCGGGGCGCUAGGGCUGCGGCCGGCCGGGGCCGGUCUCGGAGGGAAGCAGCUCUGGCGGCCGCUGAGCGCCGCGCCCGACCUGACGGAGCUGUUCGCGGCGCCGGGGCUGCUGCGGCUGCUGGAGGCGCGGGCGGGCAACGGGGAGCUGGCGGCGCGGAUACAGCGGCUGCGAGCCAAGGAGCAGGAGCUGCAGGAGACGCAGGAACUGGCGUGCUCAGAUGAAAAUGAAGAUUUGCGUAAGCUUGCUGCAAAGGAAAUCAUUUCUUGCCAGGAGGAGGUAGCUGAACUGAAACGCCAGAUAGUAUUGCUUUUGAUUCCUUCAGAAGAAAUGGACAACAAUGACCUUGUCAUGGAAUUAGCUGCUGGAGUUGGAGGACAAGAAGCCAUGCUAUUCACUGCAGAUAUAUUUGAUAUGUAUCAACAGUAUGCUGCUUAUAAAAGGUGGAGAUUUGAAAUACUGGAAUACUCUCCCAGUGAAAUAGGUGGCUUGAGACAUGCAGUAGCCAGCAUAGCAGGUCCUGAAGCAUACAAGAACCUGAAGUUUGAAGGAGGAGUGCAUCGUGUUCAGCGAGUGCCAAAGACAGAGAAGCAGGGACGUAUUCAUACCAGCACAAUGUCUGUUGCAAUAUUGCCCCAACCCACUGAGAUUAAUCUGUCUAUUGAUCCGAAAGAUUUACGGAUUGAAACUAAGCGAGCCAGUGGAGCUGGAGGCCAGCAUGUAAAUAAAACAGAGAGCGCUGUGCGGAUUGUCCAUAUUCCGACAGGUGUGGUGGCUGAAUGCCAAGAACAAAGAUCUCAGCUGAAAAACAAAGAGAAGGCUAUGAAAGUACUUCACGCUAGACUGUAUAAUAUCCAGGUGGAAGAAGUGACAAGAAAGAGAUGCAGUAACCGAAAGAUUCAGGUUGGGACCAGAGGAAGAUCUGAGAAGAUCAGAACAUACAGCUUCCCACAGGAUCGGGUGACUGACCACCGGAUAAGCAGAUCAGUGCAUCACAUUGAAAAAUUCAUGUUAGGGGAAGAAUUACUAGAUGAAAUGAUAAAAUCCCUGAGGGAAUAUGCUGAUUAUGAAUCUUUAAUGGAAAUUAUUUCGGCAAAUGAACAAACAAAACUUACCUGAACUUUGUGCUUUGCCAAGCCCUGGUAUGAAUGCUUACCCAAAUCAGCUGCACAACAGCUUGCUGGAGCAUCAUACAAAAGGUAUAAGUGGCUUUUUAGUUAAUGAAAAAGGACUAUUUCCUCACUAUUUAUAGUCAGUUCUUCCCCUUGUUGAAGUAGAAGGCUGUAGUGUCUUUGUACUAAAACGUUGUUACAGUGUUAAAAACUUGAAGUAAAAUGACUGAGUACAAAGUGACUGCCAGUUUUGUAUCCUCCAGUGAAAAGACACUGCUACUCCACUCUCAAAAGGGACACAGAAAAAAUUCAUUAUUUCAUGCUUCAGGCUUCAUCUAAGUCAUAACCUAAAAGCCAGUUGGU